Messenger RNA from Sorghum bicolor (sorghum), 2900 nucleotides. RefSeq names its product zinc finger BED domain-containing protein RICESLEEPER 2. Gene Ontology annotation, molecular function: protein dimerization activity; DNA binding. The coding region runs from base 374 to 2476 and encodes 700 amino acids. The record is from RefSeq and is a predicted model, not a curated record. NCBI's taxonomy places the organism in Eukaryota, Viridiplantae, Streptophyta, Magnoliopsida, Poales, Poaceae. The transcript is spliced from 4 exons.
UCCAACCCAAUUACCCAAACCAGUCGUCAACGGGGUUGGUUUCGUUUUCCGCACCUCCGUGCCCAAAGCGGCGGCCAACCCACCCAUACCAGUACCACACCGGCACACCGCAGUCGCCUUGGCCUGGCUCGCAUCUCAGCCGUCCAUCAGCGUAGGCGCGGACCCGAAACCCGCCGCAACAAAACUAACGGCUCCAGCACACCCGAAUGGGUCGCAAGUCGCAACCCACCACGCUGCCUCGGUCCUCCGAUCUGCUAAGCCCCCCGCCGGAUCGGGUUGCGGGUCGCCACCCCCCGACCCAGAUCCACCACAGCUCGCCGCCGGCCGCCGCCGCCGCCGCCGCCGCAGAGUGGGCGAUCGUGUUUGCGGUAACAUGCUGGAGCCAACAGCAAUGGAGGUGCCCAUUGCUGGCCCAGUGAGCAAUGCAGUGGUGCCUGCGCCUGUGGUUCACAAUCCACGGGCACGCAAGCUGCGGUCUGCAGUUUGGCAGGACUUCACGAAGGAGCGUCGUGCCGAUGGUCACUGUGUGGCUAUCUGUAACCACUGCAAGAAGCAGCUCACGGCAACUAGCCGGUCAGGCACAACGCACCUCCGCAACCACCUCGCAAUCUGCACCACCACCUCCACACGGCGUGCUGGUAAGCGCCGGAAGCUUGUUGUGCGCCGUAUUCUCCACAACAAACCUUCCAUGGAUGGGCGCUCGGGUGAGGGCCACGCCUCAGGUGAGGACAUUGAUAAUGAGGGCACACACUUCGAUCAAGAACUCAGCCGCCGAGACCUUGUGCACAUGAUUGUCCAGCAUGGCUACCGGUUUUCGAUUGUGGAUGAUGUGGGCUUCCAAAAGUUUGUCAAGAACCUCCAGCCUCAGUUUAGGAUGGUGUCGUGUGACACAGUGAGGGCUGAUAGCAUGGAAAUAUAUGCAGGUGAGAAACUAAAGCUACAUGAUGUGCUCUUUAAGAUCCCCUGCCGGGUUAGCAUAUCAGUUGACAUGUGGCGGUCAAAUACACAGAUGGAAUACAUGUGUUUGACUUGCCACUACAUUGACCAUACCAAUGAUGAGUGGAAAGUUAGGAAAAAAAUUCUCAACUUUGUGCAUAUGGAGGCACCUUUUACACUUGAUCAGAUGGUUAAUCUCAUUGUAGAGAAGUUGCAGAGUUGGGGUAUUGACAGAAAGGUAGCUGCUGUUGUGCUAGACAACUGCAACGGUGGUGAAAUUGUUGCCAGAGAGCUUCUCAGAGUCUUGCAGCCUCGGAGGCUUCUAUUGAAUGGGGAUUUGUUCCAAGUACGCUCUUGUGCGCAUAUUCUAAAUCUCACUGUCCAAGAAAGCUGGGAACAGGCAUCUGAUAUAACUAAUAGAGUUCGCAAGAUGAUUAACUAUGUCAAGUUCGAAAGAUUCCAAAAGUUUCAGGAUAUUUCAAAGGUACUGCAUAUGGAUCAAAAGCUGCUAGUUGUUGAUUCUCCUGAUAACUGGCCGUCUACUUACUUAAUGUUUGACUCUGCAUGCUACUAUCAUGAUGUGCUUGUGCGCUUGACAGAACAGGAAGGACAUUAUGAUGUUUUUCUGUCUGCUAAUGACUGGGCUGAUGUGAAAGCCCUCACUGAAAUACUGGACGUAGUCUAUCAUGCGAUGGAGAAGUUUCCUGUGGAAAACCCAACUGCAAACCUCUAUUUUAAUGAGAUGUGUGAGAUCCAUGUGCUUUUGAAAACCUGGAGCAAGAGUCCAUCUACUGCUGUUGCUAAAGUUGCUGACCAGAUGCUUUCUAAGUUUGAGGGCUACUGGGAUCUCACUAGGCCUGUAAUGGCAUUUGCAUCUAUUCUUGAUCCUCGUUACAAGAUGAAGUCCCUCGAAUAUUUUUUUCGGCUCAUUUAUUCUGAUGAGCAAUUUACAGCAAAGGCAAUGAUAGAUGUCAUCCAGAAUACCUUUCACAAUCUUUAUAAUGAGUAUAAACAUCAAUCAUCAGAUUCAUGGAAGAAUCCAUCUGUUCUCUGUUACUCUAGAAACAGUAGUUCUUGCAUGGGCUCUAUGUACAGCAAUGGGGAUGAUUCUAAGACCUUCUCACGUAUCACAUUAUCUGAUGCUCGACGGGGACUUGAUCAGUAUAUACAAGAGACCUCAUCAGGACAAUCCUUGAAGUCUGACUUGGAGAUGUAUCUUGAGGAAGCAGUUUAUCGUCAAAAAGAAGGAAAUCAGGAUAACUUUGACAUUCUGGGAUGGUGGAAGUCCUUUGCAGCCAAGUAUCCUGUGCUUUCACUAAUGGCUCGUGAUAUUUUAGCUAUCCCUGUAUCUAUCAUCCCUUUGGACAGUGAAGCCCGUACACUAAAUGAGUAUCUCAGUACUAUGGACCCUUCAACGGUUCAGGGAUUAGUGUGUGCACAAGAUUGGUUACGGGAAGACCCAGAAGUUGUUGCUCGUUCAGGUGGUCAUGGAGAUGAUGGAGCACCGCGUGGUGACGAACUUAUUGUGGUGCCGAAAUAGAGUGGAGUAUUCUGAAAGAAGUCGUUUGAGAAGACGUGGGUGGCAACGGUACCUGCAUAAUUUACUGUCCAAGAGCCUCUAGUACUCUCCUGUAAAUGCAUCUUUCUAGUUCUAGAUGCUGAUUUGUACAAUGAACUCCUGGAGUCACCCUCCAAGGACGGUAACAUUAUCCGGCCAUCUGCUACCACCCAAAACAGCCUAUCAUGUAUUCAUGAUGACUUGAUGGGCAUUAUGCUGCUCGUCAGGUAGCCUAAGCUAUCUGUUGACAUGUUUCGCAAGGCAAUUGCGAUUAUUUGAAGUGCUCUUAUGAUGAACCAUGCAUGCCCUUGUCCUGGGAGCUCUGAGAACUGGAAGGACGGGGCACUUGAAUUGGACAGUGUUGUGUGGAAUACAUGAAAGAUGACAAGAAAUUCGUGUUGUUCUA